AUGGAUAUCCGGACAAAGACGUAUCAUGUUGUUAGACGGAAAGCAGCAAUUGUCAUCGAAUACCUCAUGAGUCUGUGCAUCGCUGAUAUCACAGGUUGUGACACCAUUCUCUUCCUGUACUGUCGACACAAUGAGACCUGGACUAUUUCACAUUACUUGGGCUCCUUGAUUGAGCAGAUGUUUACCGAUUACAGGCACCUUACAUCGGUUGAAGAGCAUGUCCAUAAACUAUAUGAUGUGCAUAAAACACGACGAAGCUAUCCUUCAAAAACAGUAUUGAUUACCGUACUUUCCAACAUGAUUCUGUGCUUCAGGAAUGUUCGCAUUGUUCUGGAUGCUCUGGACGAGUUAUCGGAUCGUGACCAAGUCGAGCUCAUUUCUAUUCUCAGAGCCCUUCCGGUGUCAUUAUUCUUCACGUCACGAAUCAUUGGUUUAGAGAUUUUCAACCUUCCAGAUGACACCAUACACAUGAGCAUUGGAGAACAGAAUCAGGUGGAUAUACGGCUGUUUUUACAUGAUACCAUCCCACGGACAGCCAGUGUCGCUCGAACAGUUCGCCAAAAUAAAGAGUAUUUGGAGGAAAUAUGUGAUAAGAUAUUGACUACCUCCAAUGGGAUGUUCCUACUUGCGACGCUGAAGUCACAGUCCCUAGAGGGUUACACCACCAUGACUAGUUUGACAAAUAGCCUAGAUGGACUCCCCGACGAUAUACAAUCAAUGUAUCUCUCCCUGAUGGACAGUAUUAAUUCCCAAAAGGGGGAAUACCCAUCAUUUGUAAAACGUGCCAUGACUUGGAUCAUGUAUGCGCGUCGCCCCCUGACCGCCUCUGAGCUGCAGCACGCGCUUGCUAUUCGGGAUGGGGAGAACUCAUUCAACACAAGAGACAUUCCUACUCAAGAUCUGUUUACCACUCUCUCCUGUGGUAUUAUUGAAAUUCAACCAAGAAGUCAAACUGUUCGUCUCGUUCCUUACGAGUUCUUGGAUGGUCACCCUGACACGCUGCUCCAAACUCCACAUUUCUUUAUUGCAAAGAGUUGCAUUACUUAUCUCACAGCCUUCCGCUUCACCACUCUGGGAAAGAUGUCAUAUGCUGCCUUUGAAGCUCUAGUAAAAUCUCAAGACGCUCCUUUACUUGAGUAUGCAUACCAGAACUGGGUAUUUCACGUUCGUGAAUGUGGCGAGGACUCAUAUCCGACUGAGACAGUACACAAUUUUAUCCUCAAAGUUCCCAAUUAUCCACUUUUCGACUCUCGUAUCGGUUUCAGUUGGAUAAAUCCCGGCCAUGUCAUUGCUUACUACAAUUUACGGGUACAGGUUCCUUGGGAUAUUUUUUGUGAAUCACGGACAACGAAAAAACACACCGCCCUCACACUCGCUGCAUUGAAUGGGUGUACUAGUGUGGUCGCGUCAAUUCUGGCGUGUAAGCAAAUAGACGUCAACGCGCAGACAAAGAGCGGAGAUACUGCACUCAUUCUCGCCUGCAAGGAAUUUAGGCCAUCAAUCCAUCGUUGA
Messenger RNA from Psilocybe cubensis, 1512 nucleotides. RefSeq lists its product as uncharacterized. The transcript has 4 exons. Lineage: Eukaryota; Fungi; Basidiomycota; Agaricomycetes; Agaricales; Agrocybaceae. Bases 1 to 1512 code for a protein of 503 amino acids. The record is from RefSeq and is a predicted model, not a curated record.